CAGAGUAUUAAAACUAAGAUUUGCUUUACUAACAACGCCAUGAUUGCCAUAUUGCUGCUUCUUGGAAUAUUAUCAUUCACUCAAAUAGAACUUACAGGUGCUGAGGUAGGAGUGUGUUAUGGAAGAAAUGGAGACAACUUACCAAAAAGUCAGCAACAAGUGAUAGACUUGUACAAAUCAAAUGGAAUCACAAGAAUGCGCAUAUAUGAUCCAGAUCAAGCAACCCUCCAAGCCCUCAAAGGUUCAAACAUAGAAUUAAUCCUUGAUGUUCCAAAAGCCCAACUCCAAUCCCUUACCGACGCCACAACCGCCGCUAAUUGGGUCAACACCAAUAUCAAAGCCUAUUCGCCAGAUGUCAAAUUUAAGUACAUUGCCGUUGGUAACGAAGUCGAACCCAACGACGGUUAUUCCAAUUAUGUUUUACAAGCAAUGCAGAAUAUUCAAAACGCAAUUAAUUCGGCUAAUUUACAAAUUAAAGUCUCAACGGCAAUUAAAACAGAUUUAGUAGCUAGUCCUGCUUAUCCACCAGAUAGCGGCGUUUUCAGUGACGCCGCGAUUAAUUACAUAAGGCCUAUUAUAAAGUUCCUAGUGAGUAACGGAUCACCACUUCUUGCAAAUGUGUACCCUUAUUUUGCCUAUAAAGAUAACCCAAGUAUUGGCUUAGACUAUUCUUUGUUUACUAAACAAGAUAAGAAUGAUGCUGGGUACACUAAUUUGUUUGAUGCCAUAUUGGAUGCUCUUUAUGCCGCUCUUGAGAAAGAAGGCGCCAACAAUGUUAAUGUUGUUGUGUCGGAAAGUGGCUGGCCUUCUGCCGGGAACGUUGGGGCAACGGUUGAGAAUGCUGGAACUUAUUAUAAAAAUUUGAUUAGUCAUGUUAAACGUGGCACUGUUAAGAGGCCCAAUGGGCCCAUUGAGACUUAUCUGUUUGCUAUGUUUGAUGAAGAUCUGAAGAUGGGUGAUGAAAGUGAGAAACAUUUUGGUGUGUUUAAUCCUGAUCGGUCACCUAAGUACCAACUCAGUUUCAAUUGAAAAUGGUCAUCAGCGAUUAGUGAUAUUAUUAUUGUUUUGCAUUUUAUCUUAUUAAGGAAUAAAUUUUAAUUAAGUACAAGAAAAUAUUCAUGUAAUAACUAUUUUUCUUGUUAUAAUCAUUUAUCUGUGUAUUAAUUAAUAAGGGUGUUAGCUCUGACACUCGUCUUUAGCUGAAUGUA
Messenger RNA from Arachis duranensis, 1208 nucleotides. Its product is annotated as glucan endo-1,3-beta-glucosidase. The record is from RefSeq and is a predicted model, not a curated record. Gene Ontology annotation, biological process: carbohydrate metabolic process. Bases 40 to 1029 code for a protein of 329 amino acids. Gene Ontology annotation, molecular function: hydrolase activity, hydrolyzing O-glycosyl compounds. Lineage: Eukaryota; Viridiplantae; Streptophyta; Magnoliopsida; Fabales; Fabaceae. Gene Ontology annotation, cellular component: plasma membrane. The transcript has 2 exons.